Molecule: messenger RNA, 1266 nt
Organism: Naumovozyma castellii
Lineage: Eukaryota; Fungi; Ascomycota; Saccharomycetes; Saccharomycetales; Saccharomycetaceae
Gene: ETT1
Product: Ett1p
Exons: 1
Coding region: 1-1266 (421 amino acids)
Source: RefSeq, a predicted model, not a curated record
AUGGCAAAGAGACCUUUAGGAUUGGGUAAGCAAGCUCAAAAGAAGAAACAAAAAGUUGCAUCGAGGGAGGCCACACCAGACACAACACCUUCCAAUCAAAUCAGUAUUGAACUUAACGAUGAGGAAGAUGCAGAUAAUGAAUUGGCUCAAUUGAAUGGGUUAUGGAACCAAUACUUCAAGUCCGAUAAGGAUGAUGAGAUCUUAUUGAAUGGUAUGAUUCAUGAAUGUGAUAGAAUAUUACGUAUCGUUAAAUCAGAUGAUGAUGCUAGUAGUGAGGAAAGAGGUAAAUUGACCAAAUUGAUUCAUAGCGAUGAUAGAUUUUAUGCAUGUUUCGCUCUUGCCUUGUCUGAAUUAACUGUGUUCAAGUCAGAAAAUGUCAAGGAAGUGUCUGAAUUUUUCAAUUUGGCAUUGGAAAGAUGUGAGGAUGGGUUGAAAAUCUUUUCUCAUUCCGACUUGUUGUCAUUGGUGUUCAGUAAGAUAAUCUUUCAAAGAAUUCCCUUGGAAUUUAUUUCCAAAUUGAAGGUGGAUAGUAAAGAGGAUAAUUUGAAAUUGAAAUUAUAUGAACAAUUUGAGAAGGGUCAAGAAAAGUUUAAUGUCUUGUCUCAGGAUAAGAAUAAUAAACAAAACGAAGAUUAUUUGCGUUUAACUUUUGAAGUGUUACAAUCAUAUGAUGAUUUGAUGGAUAUCAUUGAGAAUUUUGGUCACGAAAAGGAUAUCGAAGAAGGUUUGGACAGUGAUGAAGAAGAAGAGUUAGCCCAAAUUGAAUUGGCCAAGUCUCAUCCAUUAUUCCAAUUCCAAAAAAACUUCACAAAGGACCUGACUUGGUUGAAAGAUCAAUUAAUCAACCUGUUUAAGCACAUUAAGGAUCACGAGUCACCAUUAUAUCAUCAAGUAGCCAGGAGCAUUGGUGAAUUGUAUUUGAAAUUCGCAGAGAAUCCAAGUUCUGUAUAUUUAGACGUUGUCUACGGUGAUGAUCGGGACGAAUCCUCCAAGGAAGAUGAUGAAACGAAAACCAAGAGUCAAAGGGAAGCGGUCCAAUUAUUGGAAGCCGGUUUAGAAUAUUUGAAGAAGGCUCAAUUAAAGGAUUCUCCAGAGACAUGGGUGCAAGUGGCAGAGGCGUUUAUUGAUUUGGGGAACGUGCAAGACAACGAGUCCGCCGAACAAGAAGCGGCUUACAAGAGUGCCGAGCAGUUGCUAAGGAAGGCUAACAGAGCCACCAACGGGAAGUACGAGCACAUUCUGGACAACUUGAUCAACGAGUCAUAG